Neomonachus schauinslandi (Hawaiian monk seal) is the source of this 3279-nucleotide messenger RNA. It is a transcript of the gene ZNF827, whose product is annotated as zinc finger protein 827. The transcript has 13 exons. Gene Ontology annotation, cellular component: nucleus. Gene Ontology annotation, biological process: regulation of gene expression. The record is from RefSeq and is a predicted model, not a curated record. Lineage: Eukaryota; Metazoa; Chordata; Mammalia; Carnivora; Phocidae. The coding region runs from base 1 to 3279 and encodes 1092 amino acids.
AUGUUGGUAAUUGGAAUCCACGACUCUCAAAGAAGUAGCGUGUAUAUCAUGGGAGACGUCGUCACUUUAAGGAAUCAGUUACAUGUUAGUAGGCUGGAAGAGGCUGAGGGAGAGCUCAGUGAAGGAGAGCACUGGUAUGGAAACUCUUCAGAGACUCCGUCAGAAGCAUCCUAUGGAGAAGUCCAGGAGAACUAUAAGUUGUCUCUGGAGGACCGGAUCCAGGAGCAGUCCACUUCCCCUGACACCUCCUUGGGAAGUGCGACCCCCAGCAGUCACACCUUGGAGCUGGUGGGACUUGACGGUGAGGUCCUGCGAGACUCGCUGCAGUGUCAAGACCACCUCUCCCCUGGCGUGUCUUCUUUGUGUGAAGAUGACCCCCCAGGCUCCACGAAGCCCCUGAGCAGCAACCUGAGGCGGCUGCUGGAGGCCGGCUCCCUCAAACUCGAUGCCACAGCCACGGCCAAUGGCAGGGUGGAGUCCCCGGUAAACGUGGGCUCGAAUCUCUCCUUUUCCCCACCGUCCCACCAUGCCCAGCAGCUCAGUGUUCUUGCCAGGAAGUUGGCUGAGAAGCAGGAACAGAAUGACCAGUAUGCUCCAAGUAACCGUUUUAUAUGGAAUCAAGGUAAGUGGUUGUCCAACUCAACCACCACCUGUGGCCUGUCCCCGGAUUCAGCCAUCCUCAAACUGAAAGCUGCAGCCAAUGCUGUUCUGCAGGACAAAUCUCUCACCAGGACUGAGGAGACCAUGCGAUUUGAGUCCUUUUCCUCCCCUUUUAGCUCGCAGUCUGCCAGUUCCACCUUGGCAGCCUUAUCCAAGAAAGUCAGCGAGAGAAGCUUGACUCCUGGUCAGGAGCACCCACCUCCGGCCUGCUCUUUCCUUUCCCUGGCUUCCAUGACCUCCUCAGCCGCCCUCCUGAAAGAGGUAGCAGCAAGGGCUGCUGGGAGUCUUCUGGCUGAGAAAUCGUCACUGGUGCCUGAGGACCCUCUACCACCACCGCCUUCGGAGAAGAAGCAAGAAAAGGUCACCCCGCCGCCUCCGCCGCCGCCGCCCCCACCACCUCCCCCUCCACCGCCACAGUCCUUGGAAUUAUUGUUACUCCCAGUUCCUAAGGGAAGAGUUUCUAAACCCUCCAAUUCAGCUUCAGAAGAGGAAAGCGGAAAGCCUUUCCAGUGUCCGAUAUGUGGUUUGGUUAUCAAAAGGAAGAGUUACUGGAAGCGGCACAUGGUGAUUCACACAGGUUUAAAAAGUCAUCAGUGUCCUCUCUGUCCAUUCCGCUGUGCUCGCAAGGACAAUCUCAAAUCCCACAUGAAGGUUCAUCAGCACCAGGACCGGGGAGAGACCUUUCAGUGCCAGCUAUGCCCUUUCACUUCCUCACGCCACUUCAGCCUGAAACUCCACAUGCGUUGCCAUCAGCAUUUCCUGAGGACAGAAGCCAAGGUGAAGGAGGAGAUCCCAGACCCAGAUGUCAAGGGAUCUCCCCACCUCAGUGACAGUGCCUGCCUGGGGCAGCAAAGGGAAGGAGGAGGGACAGAGCUAGUGGGGACCAUGAUGACGUCCAACACUCCAGAGAGGACUAGCCAGGGUGGGGCUGGCGUCUCGCCUUUGCUGGUGAAGGAGGAACCCAAGGAAGAUAACGGCCUGCCAACCUCCUUUACUCUGAAUGCUGCCGACAGGCCGGCCAACCACACAAAGCUGAAAGACCCCUCCGAGUAUGUGGCCAACAGUGCGUCAGCAUUGUUCAGCCAGGACAUCUCUGUUAAGAUGGCGUCUGAUUUUCUCAUGAAGCUGUCAGCUGCAAAUCAGAAGGAGCCCAUGAAUCUUAAUUUUAAAGUGAAAGAGGAGCCCAAGGAAGAGGAGGCCUUAAGUGCCACUUUGCCUCGGUCCAGCUAUGUGUUCAGCCCGGAAUCGGAAGUGCCAGCCCCAAGCAUCUCUGAGGACACCCUUAAGCCCCAGGAAGGGAAGGGGAAUGUGCUAAGGCGGGAUAUGUCUGUCAAAGCAGCGUCUGAACUUCUCAUGAAACUAUCAGCGGAGAGCUACAAGGAAACUCAGAUGGUGAAGAUUAAAGAGGAGCCCAUGGAGGUUGACAUCCAGGACUCGCAUGUCUCGGUAUCACCCAGCCGGAAUGUUGGCUAUAGCACUUUAAUCGGGCGAGAGAAAACCGAACCCUUACAGAAGAUGCCAGAGGGCAGAGUGCCCCCAGAGAGAAACCUCUUCAGUCAGGAUAUCUCUGUGAAGAUGGCUUCCGAGCUUCUCUUUCAACUGUCAGAAAAAGUGAGCAAAGAGCACAAUCACACAAAAGAAAACACCAUUCGGACAACCACCAGCCCUUUCUUUUCAGAAGAUACAUUUAGACAAUCACCAUUCACCUCUAAUUCAAAAGACCUGCUACCCAGUGAAUCUGUGCUUCAUGGAAGAAUAUCAACGCCAGACACAGACAAGAUAGUACUAGAGGCAGGAAAUGGAUUGCCAUCCUGGAAAUUCAAUGACCAGCUUUUCCCAUGUGACGUGUGUGGGAAAGUGUUUGGCCGACAGCAGACGUUGUCCCGACAUCUCUCGCUGCACACAGAGGAAAGAAAAUACAAAUGCCACUUGUGCCCAUACGCGGCCAAGUGUCGUGCGAACCUGAACCAGCACCUGACCGUCCACUCGGUGAAGCUGGUGAGCACGGACACGGAGGACAUCGUCAGCGCCGUCACCUCUGAAGGCAGUGAUGGGAAGAAGCACCCUUAUUAUUACAGCUGUCAUGUGUGUGGAUUUGAGACCGAGCUCAAUGUCCAGUUUGUCAGCCACAUGUCACUCCACGUGGACAAGGAGCAGUGGAUGUUUUCCAUCUGCUGCACCGCCUGUGACUUUGUCACCAUGGAGGAAGCAGAGAUAAAGGCUCACAUUGGCACCAAGCACACAGGAGAAGACAGGAAGACCCCCAGUGAAUCAAACAGCCCCUCUUCCUCCUCCCUCUCAGCUCUGAGUGAUUCGGCCAACAGCAAAGACGAUUCAGACAGCUCUCAGAAAAACAAGAGUGGGAAUAACCUGCUGGUCAUCUCUGUCGUGCCUGGGAGUCAGCCCUCAGUGAACAGUGAGGAAAAGCCAGAGAAAGGGUUCGAAUGCGUUUUUUGCAACUUCGUCUGCAAGACGAAGAACAUGUUCGAGCGCCAUCUGCAGAUACACCUCAUCACCCGGAUGUUUGAGUGUGACGUGUGCCACAAGUUCAUGAAGACACCUGAACAGCUGCUGGAGCAUAAGAAAUGCCACACUGUCCCCACCGGUGGGCUCAAGUAA